Messenger RNA from Cercospora beticola, 1056 nucleotides. Its product is annotated as sterol desaturase family protein. The record is from RefSeq and is a predicted model, not a curated record. Gene Ontology annotation, molecular function: C-4 methylsterol oxidase activity; iron ion binding. NCBI's taxonomy places the organism in Eukaryota, Fungi, Ascomycota, Dothideomycetes, Mycosphaerellales, Mycosphaerellaceae. Gene Ontology annotation, biological process: ergosterol biosynthetic process. Gene Ontology annotation, cellular component: endoplasmic reticulum membrane.
AUGGUCGUCGAACGAAACCCCAAGGACUCCAUGAAGUCCACAUGGCGCUCCGAUCCAGAAAAGAAAGGCUGGUCCUUCCACCACUACCUCUACAACUGGCUGUCUAUGAACCCCAGCGAUCUGGAUCGUGCAACGCCUGUACACCAGAAAUCUGACAAGAUGCCAUACAUUCCCGAAUUUGAAGCCCACAAAUGGGUCCUCCCACACGCUCUAUGGCCCUUAGCCCUCCACCAACUCUACACCUGGUACUUCAGCAAACCACUCCACUGGAUACCAGCCUUCAUCUUCUACUCCAUCGCCUACAAAAUCAACGCCAUCCACGAAAUCAACAUGAUGCGCAACCUCGGCCACACCUACGGCUUCCUCGACGGCGACAAACACGCCCGCGACGAAGUCCCCGACCACGGCGUUAAAAAGGUCUUCCGCUCCCUCUCAUCCACCUCAACGUUCCGUCCCUUCAUGACGGUUUUCCUCGCCUACCGCACCGCUUCCAGUCCCUGGGACUCUCUUAGUUUCAUCUACCUUCCACUGGAGCUGGGCCUCUACGGCAUCGUCCUCGACUUCUUCUUCUACUGGUACCACCGCCUCAUGCACGAAUCCGAUUUCCUCUGGAAAUUCCACCGAACUCACCACUUAACCAAACACCCCAACCCGCUCCUCACUUUAUACGCCGACACCGAACAAGAAAUUUUCGAUAUCGCUAUUAUACCUUUCCUCACAUACGUCACUCUCAAAUACGUUUUUCGCUUUCCUAUGGGGUUCAGUGAUUGGUGGCUCUGUCAUCAAUACAUUGUUUUCACGGAAUUGUUUGGACAUUCUGGACUCAGAGUUUGGACGAGUCCGCCGAGUACGAAUGGGUGGUUGUUGAGUUAUUUUGGGAUGGAACUUUGUACUGAGGAUCAUGAUUUGCAUCAUCGGCAGGGGUGGAAGAAGAGUCGGAAUUAUGGGAAGCAGACGAGGGUUUGGGAUGUGGUUUUUGGGACUGCGGGGGAUAGGAUUGAGAUGAAGGAGGGGGUUGUGGAUUGGAAUGAGAAGGUUAGGCUGCCGUGGUGGUAG